AUGAUCGCAGCAGCAGCGCAGCGUCUUCGCGCGAGGUCUAUGCACACACUUCGGGCCUACGACAAGAGCGAGCACCGCCUUCUGGUCGUCGGCGGAAGCGGCUUUGUGGGUAGCAACAUCCUGCAGCGCGCAGUGCAAAAGGGCAUUGAAGUCCGCAGCCUCAACCGCUCGGGCAAACCGCAGUGGCAGGACGUCCCGUGGAUCGAUCAAGUGGACUGGCGAUCGGGCAGUGUGUUCAAUGAAGAGCAUCUCCUGGAGGCGGUCGAAGGCGUAACAGGCGUUAUCUCGACGGUAGGUGCGUUUGGCAGCCAGGAGUUCAUGGAGAAAAUGUGCGGAGACGCGACGAUUGCGGUGGCGCACGCGGCGCAGAAAGCAGGUGUGGAACGGUUCGUCUUCGUGUCGAACUCUCGAGUCGGCUCGUGUUACCCGUCGUGGCUGCCGCUGUAUGGCUAUUACCAUGGCAAAGAGCGAGCCGAAGCUGCCGUGCAAGAGAGCUUCCCAAGCACAGGUGUCGUGCUGCGUCCAGGCUUCAUCUAUGGCUGGCGUCGUACGGCGAAGGGACAAGGGAUUCCACUCCAGCUUGUCGGCGCACCUAUCUCGAUGCUGGCACGUAACCUUGGUGCAGUUUCGACUGCAUUGGGCUACGUGCCCUUCGUCGGUGAGGAGAUGCAAGCUGCUGUUCCUGUUGAUGCGGUUGCCAAGGCGGCAGUGCUCAGUGCUAUCGGUCCCGUUCACGCACAAACGCUAGACACGACCAAGAUGCUCGAGGUUGCUGCCUCUUUCCAUGUCCAUGAGUGA
This is a messenger RNA of Hyaloperonospora brassicae, 798 nucleotides long. NCBI's taxonomy places the organism in Eukaryota, Oomycota, Peronosporomycetes, Peronosporales, Peronosporaceae. The record is from the annotation of a GenBank genome assembly.